Molecule: messenger RNA, 1250 nt
Organism: Paramecium sonneborni
Lineage: Eukaryota; Ciliophora; Oligohymenophorea; Peniculida; Parameciidae
Source: the annotation of a GenBank genome assembly
AUUUUUCAAAAAAAUACAAUAUGAAAGGAGGUAAAUAAUAAAAGAACAAAUCAAUCUGGGAUACAGUCAAAAAUGAAGAGAAAGACUUCUAUUUUAACUUUUUAUCCAAAAAAUAUAGAAAUCUCCAAAAGAAACUCAAGGAUAUUGCAGAGCUUGAAGAAUUACAAAAAACUAAAGAAUUGAAACAAGAAUAGAUCUAGAAGAUUCAAAAUAAAGAAGAAAACAAUGAAAAAAUCAAAGAAUUAGAAGGACAACUUACAAAUUGGCUAAAUGCUAAGAAAGAAGCAGAACAAUAAGGAUCAUUAAUUACUAUUGAAGCAUAUAUUAUAAUUCUUCAAUAUCUCGCCUAAGAUCCUUAAUUAAUCACUCUUUUAGCUUAAGAUCAUGAAUCUACCCAUGAAUUGGCUAAAUUAUUUUAAUCUAAAAUAGUUGGAUAAUAACUCAAAAAAGAUCAACCAUGGAAAGGAUUGAAAGUAUUUAAAUUAUUUAUACUUAUAGUUUGAAACUUAAUCAAAAGAAUAAGAGUAAGAACCUAAGUAAGAAUAAAAUGAAACAGAAACAGUUCAAUAAUAAGUUCAAUAAGUUAUUUAAUAAUAAGAAUAAUAAGUCUUAUCAAAUUAAACACCAUAAGAAGAAGUCUAACUUUCAUCUAAAUAAGUUGAAUAAUCUGAAGUUGUUGAAACUGAAUAAUAGUAAUUUAUUGAAUAAUAACCAUUAAAUGAAUAACCAUAAGAGGAUACUUCAAAUUAAGUCUAACAAUCUAAUUAAGAUUAGUUACCUUAAACAAGAGAAGGCCAAAGACACAAUUAAUAAUAUGAUGACAGAAAAAAUUAUAAAAAAUAUUACAAUAAUAAUAAUUAUGACAGAAGAAACAAUUACGAUAGACCAUAUAAAGGAAAUAAAUAACAUUAUCAUAAUAGAGACAGAAAUUAUUAAUAAGAUUAACUCUGGGAAGAAAAAGUUGACAAAUAACCUACACAAAAUUAGGAAGAAAAAUAACAAGAAGAAGAUGAUUACAUUACAGUUAGAAGCAAGUACCAUCUACUUUUAUUCUAUUUAGAAAACCAUAAAGAGGAGGAUAGAGAAACUAUGAAAAUAGAAACAACAACAGAAAUUACGAUAACAAUCCAUAAAGAAGACAGAAAAACAAUGAGGAAGUUGAUUAAUGAGAGUAUUUUAAAUAUAUAUAUAUUUAUAUAGCUUAAUCAUAUAUAUAGGGUAUCCAUUAAUUAUUAUCUUUAAAGUCUAAU